AUGAAGUUUGUGGCUCUUGUGUCUGGUGGUAAAGACUCAUGUUUUAACAUCUUACACUGUUUAGCACAAGGACACGAGCUGGUGUGCCUAGCUAAUCUGUAUCCAGCCGAACCAGAUAAUGAUGAAAUUGAUUCUUAUAUGUAUCAAACCGUGGGCCAUGAUGUCCUAACUUUGUACGAGAAAUGUACCGGGAAACCAAUGUAUAGGGAGCCUAUUUUGGGUAAUGCAAGCAAUCAGAAAUUGGAGUAUAAGAAAACUGAAAAUGAUGAAACUGAAGAUUUAUACAGGCUUUUAGACAAAGUGGUGAAGAAACAUCCUGAUGUUGAAGGUGUUAGCGUUGGUGCAAUUUUAUCAAGCUAUCAAAGAACAAGGGUAGAAGAUGUAUGCUCAAGGUUGGGAUUGACAUCAUUGGCAUAUCUAUGGCAACGUGAUCAGGGUGAACUGAUGAAUGAAAUGUGCAGCAGUGGGAUGGAUGCAAGAAUCAUUAAAGUAGCUGCCAUUGGUUUAAAUGAUUCUAACUUGGGUAUGAGUUUACAGGAAAUACAUCCAACUUUGUUACAAUUGAACAAAAUGUUUGGAGUUCAUAUAUGUGGUGAGGGGGGUGAAUUUGAAACGAGUGUCUUGGAUGCUCCCUUUUUCAAAUAUGGUAGAAUUGUCAUCACCGAGAAAAGCAUUGUUAAACACACAAAUGAUGAAGUUUGGUAUCUUAAAAUGAAAGUUGGUUUUGAGCCAAAAGAUGUAAGCGAUGAUCCAAUCGACUGGAAGAAGCAUGUUGUUGUUCCUCCGCUUUUAAAUGAAACUUUCCACGAAAUAUAUGAAAGUGGCAAAAUUAGAGAUGAGUAUAGUGUUGCAAAAGUCAACAUAAAUGAAAAAUAUUGGAAGUUCAAUGUUUACGAAACUGAUGACAAAUUGUAUAUUUCUAAUAUAACAUCAGUGGAAGAAUCUAUUGAGGGUCAAGUUGCUGACAUUUUUAAGCAGUUAAGUGGGACAUUAAAUCAAUUUGAGCUUGAUUUUGAGAAUAUUCAGUCAGCAAAGUUGUUACUCCAGGACAUGAGCAAUUUUGUCACAAUAAACUCUAUCUACGUGAAGUAUUUCACUAAACCAUUACCACCGGCACGUAUAUGUGUUGAGACGAUGCUUCCAAACAAUACACAUGCACAAUUAUCGGUUGUGGUAUUAAAGGAAUUGGAUGCCAAAGUUGGAUUACAUGUUCAAGGUAUAUCAUAUUGGGCACCAUGCAAUAUUGGGCCUUACUCACAAGCGAUUUCAAGUAGAAACGAUCAAAUAGUUCGGAUAAGUGGACAGAUUCCUUUGAUUCCUAUGAAUAUGACUUUACCAACGCCAAAGGAUGACAGGCUAAGUUCAACUUUAUCGUUGAAACAUUACCACAGUAUCAAGGAGGUUACCAAUUACAAGAACAACCUUCUGACAAUUUGUUUUAUCAAAGAUUGUAAUCUGGUUUCCAUGGUGCAGGAGCAGUUUCGAGAGUAUAUCUCAUUGUGUGAAGAUGAAGGGUAUACAGGAACCGAGAACUUGGUAGUUGUUCAAGUGACCGAACUCCCCAAAGGGUCAGACGUCGAGUGGGGUGGAUUGUCAUACCGAGAAGAAUGCGAAUCACUCAACUACGAUUCUGACUCUUUAUCCGAAGACGAGAAAGAGAACGAGUCCAAGGACGCUAAGGACAAAGUCAAGGUUAGUUAUGUUGACAAGCUAUCGGAGUAUUCCACGUUUAAAGACAAUAGAUUCUACGAGAUCUACGGAGACGUUCUACAGAUUGACGCAGAGAUGCCUCAACAUUGUGAAGUUUUCCCCGCCGUUGCAGUCUAUGGUGCAUCUGGGAAUAAGUCACUGGCUAUAGUAGAAAGCACCGUUUAG
Molecule: messenger RNA, 1875 nt
Organism: Pichia kudriavzevii
Lineage: Eukaryota; Fungi; Ascomycota; Pichiomycetes; Pichiales; Pichiaceae
Exons: 1
Coding region: 1-1875 (624 amino acids)
Biological process (GO): protein histidyl modification to diphthamide
Molecular function (GO): diphthine-ammonia ligase activity
Source: RefSeq, a predicted model, not a curated record